Molecule: messenger RNA, 6317 nt
Organism: Melospiza melodia melodia
Lineage: Eukaryota; Metazoa; Chordata; Aves; Passeriformes; Passerellidae
Gene: GPC6
Product: glypican 6
Exons: 10
Coding region: 1-1932 (643 amino acids)
Biological process (GO): regulation of signal transduction; regulation of protein localization to membrane; cell migration
Cellular component (GO): cell surface; synapse; plasma membrane
Source: RefSeq, a predicted model, not a curated record
AUGUGUGCGUGUGCGCGCCCAUCUCCCCCCCGCCUCGCAAAAGUUUGCCUGGGCGGCCGGGGGGCUCCCGGGCCGCCGCCCCCGCAGCCGGGGGGCGCGGCGGAGGCGCGGCGGAGCGGCGGCGGCGGCGGCGGCGCGGGACUUGCGCGCGGCGCGGGAGUUGCGCUCCGCGCCAUGCCGGCGGCGCGGGGAGCUGCGCGGCGCUGCGCCCUGGCGGGGCCGCCGCUGCCGGUGCCGCCGCCGCCGCUCCUGCUGCUGCUGCUGCUGCUGGUGGUGCUGCCGGUGCUGCCGGCCGCGGGGACCGAGGGCAAGGCGCGGAGCUGCGGCGAGGUGCGGCAGGCGUACAGCGCCAAGGGCUUCAGCCUGGCCAGCGUGCCCUACCAGGAGAUCGCAGGGGAACAUUUGAGAAUCUGCCCUCAGGAAUAUACAUGCUGCACCUCAGAAAUGGAGGACAAGUUAAGCCAACAGAGCAAACUGGAGUUUGAAAACUUAGUGGAGGAGACAAGUCACUUUGUACGCACGACUUUCGUAUCCCGGCACAAGAAGUUUGAUGAGUUUUUCCGAGAACUCCUGGAGAACGCGGAGCGAUCCUUGAACGACAUGUUUGUCCGGACGUACGGCAUGCUGUACAUGCAGAACUCGGAGGUGUUCCAGGACCUCUUCGCCGAGCUGAAGCGGUAUUACACGGGAGGCAACGUCAACCUGGAGGAGAUGCUCAACGACUUCUGGGCUCGGCUGCUGGAGCGGAUGUUCCAGCUCAUAAACCCCCAGUACCAUUUCAGUGAGGACUACCUGGAGUGUGUGAGCAAGUACACGGACCAGCUGAAGCCCUUUGGAGACGUGCCCAGGAAGCUGAAGGUUCAAGUGACUCGAGCGUUCAUUGCUGCCCGCACCUUUGUUCAGGGGCUGACAGUAGGAAGAGAGGUUGCAAACAGAGUAUCCAAGGUCAGUCCCACCCCAGGGUGCAUCCGGGCGUUAAUGAAGAUGUUGUACUGCCCUUACUGCAGAGGACUUCCCACUGUGAAACCUUGCAACAACUAUUGCCUCAAUGUAAUGAAGGGCUGCCUAGCAAAUCAGGCUGAUUUGGAUACUGAGUGGAAUCUGUUCAUAGAUGCUAUGCUUCUGGUAGCGGAGAGAUUAGAGGGACCAUUCAACAUUGAAUCAGUCAUGGAUCCUAUUGAUGUCAAGAUUUCUGAAGCCAUCAUGAACAUGCAAGAGAACAGCAUGCAGGUGUCAGCAAAGGUUUUCCAAGGAUGUGGCCAACCAAAACCAGCACCUGCCCUGAGAUCUUCCCGUUCUGUCCCUGAAAACUUCAAUACCCGAUUUAGACCAUAUAUCCCAGAGGAGAGACCUACAACUGCUGCUGGCACAAGCUUGGAUAGGCUGAGGACUAUCUGGAGGACAAUGCAACAUGGUGUAACAGACAUUAAAGAAAAGCUAAAGCUCUCUAAAAAGUUCUGGUCAGCCCUGCCCUACACAAUCUGCAAGGAUGAGCGGGUGACAGCGGGUCCGUCCGUCGAGGAGGACUGCUGGAAUGGCCACAGCAAGGCGAGAUACUUGCCUGAGAUUAUGAACGAUGGCUUGACCAACCAGAUCAACAACCCAGAAGUAGAUGUGGACAUCACAAGGCCAGACACCUUCAUUCGACAGCAAAUCAUGGCCUUGCGUGUCAUGACUAACAAACUGAAGAACGCGUACAAUGGGAAUGAUGUCAACUUCCAGGACACGAGUGACGAAAGCAGCGGCUCAGGCAGCGGGAGCGGCUGCACAGAUGACAUCUGCCCCACCGAGUUUGACUUUGUCACCACCGAAGCGCCGCCUGUCGACUCGGACAGGAGGGAGGUGGAGGCUUCAGCCACACAGCCUGGCUGCUCACUGCAGACAUUGCUCCUCAUCUUCCUCAGCCUCCUACUGCAGAGACAGUGGAGAUAAUCCUGGAUCUAGUCAGAGAAACUGUGUUUUAGCUACAGAAACAGCCUACUUUCUUCUUUUCUUAUACUCUUGGACAAUGGACCAUGCCACAAACACUUGCAGUUUUCUACAAGAUGGCAGUUAUUGCAACCUGCUUCCCAUUUUAGUUUUCCCAAAGAGUACCAGGUGCCAGACUGAACUGCUUCCUGCUUUUUUCAGAUAUCUCUGAAGACAAUAUCCACUCUUGAGAGAAUUCUUUCUCAAUUCUUUAUUACAGGAGACUUUCUGAGCUUCAUUUCCUUUUAUGCUGCAAAAGGGAAAAAAGAUCUUACAGUAUGUGUUUUUCCCCAGUGAGAAAAAAGACGGGGGAAGAAACCAAGAAAGUUUUCUUUCUGAAUCAAGCCUGACUCAAGGCUGCUGCAUUUCAACAGAAUAUCAACAAAACAAAAAAAAAAAAAAAAAAGACAAGAAAGGAACAAAAAAAAAUGCAACCGUUCUUCACUGACAGCCAGGUUUCCUAGAGGAACUUCUGUAGGGUGAUUCAGGUCAUCAGAAUGAUCACUGUUAUAGGGAGGAAGGCUGGAUUUUUUUUUUCCCCAACACUAAAAAAGUAUGUCUCAGCAGUGAAUGUCUUGCACUCCAUCUUCCAACCACAUCAGAUUGGUAUGAAGGUAGAGAAGCUGAAAAAUAAGUUUAUCUUUUAGUAUGGUAGUAGCUCCACUAGCUUCAGAAUGUCAUGUUACAGUUGCUUAGGAUUUGAAUCUUAAUGCCCAGUAAAAAUAGGAGUAGUAGCACGAUUUCACCUAGUUUCUUUUAGGAUUUAUCCAUGUUAUAGAAUUGUCACAGUUUUCCACUUAGCUCACUCCUGUGAGCUCACCAGCCAUGAUGGUAAUGUUAAACAACUCUCUUGACCCCUCACGGGUUCAGACAGAAAAUAAUCUCUUGUGAUGUAAUCUUUUUCCUUUUGUUGCUGUUCUGACAUCGAUUAGAACUUUUUGCUACUAUGUCCAUUACCCUACCAAGACAGCAAUUCUCUAACAGACUAACAGCAACCGGAUCAAUAGCGUGUUUCACACCUAACUACAUCCUUCAUAUCAGUUAAUUUCAGUGUCACAAGAAUUUCUUCUACAAAAUUUCAGAUCAAGCAAGUAUAUAGUACUAACAUGGAGAUUUCUUUCACUUUUUUAGUCUUAGUAUGAUCAUCUAUUUUUAUAUAUAUAAAUAUAUAUAAAUCACAGAUUUUAACUUCUUAAUUACGAGCUCAGGGUUGACACUUCUUUAUAAGGAAAAAAAAUGUUGGUCAACCAACUUUUCUUUUUUUGCUGCUCUGAAAAGUAACCCUUUAAUGACUGGUGAGCAUGAAAAUCAAAGAAGAGAAUUUUUUACAUAUCCAGUUGUCCAUUUCCUAACAAGUUUGCAGGUUGGUGAAGAAAACCUCUCUCAUAUGUGUGUAUUUGGUGGAGAGGGCAGGGGGGAGCAUGUGAGUUUGUAUGAUAAGGCUAGAGAAGGACAUGGAUGUUAAUUGUGAUGGUAAUUGUACUUCAGAUUCUUCAAGGAUACAUUGCUUUAAUAAUCAUUGUCUAAAUGGUUAUGGUCUGGGAUAGAGUUUGCCUAAUUUGCAUCUGGUCAUAAAACCCAAGAUGGAAGCUGUUUAAAUCCCGGACAAAUGUGUGUCAACAAUUAGACAUCAAAAUCUUCCUUGUUUUAUCAACCGCAGACAAAGGAUUUUUGGGGCAAUUCUGCAUGGUGUUGAAAUGAUGGUGUUUGCCAUAAAUUUAUUUCCUGAUUCUUACGUUGACUUUGGAAGUGGUGUACACAAAUUGUGGUAACACUGUAAAGCCAGCCAACCACAUUCCAAUUUAGCAGCAGAGCAGGUAGAUCAUAUCCAUUGCAAUUGCUUUUUCUUGUCAAAUUAUAAUUAGCUAUCGAUUUAGGCAUGAAAUUAAAAUAGAAAACACACAGCACGUUAGAAUAAAGUAUACUUAAGCACUUUUACCAAAAAAAGUAUUUACAAUCUAUUUAUAUAGUAUGUCUAAUAGCAAAAAGCAUAAGUUUUGAGCCACUUGUAUUCAAUUCCUUUUUUUCCCCAUUUAUUUACUUUGAAACAUAAUGAUAGAUAGCAUCAUAGAAUCAUGGAAUCAUGGAAUGGUCUGAGUUGGAAGGGACCUUAAAGAUCAUCUAGUUCCAUCCCCCCUGCCAUGGCAGGGAUGCCAUUCACCAGAUAAAGUUGCUCAGGGCCCCAUCCAGCCUGGCCCUGACAGGUGGUCUGUGGGCCCAGAUUAGUAUGUCACUGUCUAAGGGUGCAGAUCACACAGGUCUUACAUGGCCAUAGCAAUGCUUCCCACUUCUCCAAAUGUUCCCCUGGAGCAGGUCUUCUGAUAGAGCAUUUACUGUGUCCAGGAAGUUUAAGCCAAUUCUCAUAGGCUUUUUCUUUUGCCCUGGUACAGCUGGUAUCAAGCAGAAGGUAUUUGCUUUUAAUUUUUUUCCUGAACUUGCACAUGCAGUUUUCUACAAGGAGAACCCUUUAAACAUCUCCCCUGAUCUAUCUCUUUCUACCUAUCUCCACAUCCUCUCUACAUCCUCAGCAACUUUGUUUCAGGAGAAGUUAAGUUUGAUUUUGAUUUUCUGGUUGUGUGUUUAUUCAGUGGUAACUGAUUCUAUAUCCAUCUGAUUAUUCUGGAUCUGAAAGCUUAUUGAUAGGCAAAAGUGCCCAAGCCAUCUGAUGCAAGUCCUCUGCUGUACUUGCUCCGCUCUGCUAGUGAAGGAGCUGAUGGACUCAUCAGGUUUUUGUGUUGGCCUUGGCACACGUGUAGGUGAUCUGCUGGUGCAGCCAAGGUGUGUGUCCAGGGUGCUCUCAUCUAUUUGCAGACUUCUGUGGAUUUUGGACAAGGAGUAAGUUGAAUGCUUUUGGACAAGCAGUAAGAAAGCACUCCCUUCAGGGCUUCACUGAAGGUGCUCAUCACUGGAGGAGCUUGCCCUGCUCCUAUUGAACUGGAUGUUAUAAACUGCCACUCAAACAACACACUAGCCUAAUCUUUGCCAAAAUGUGAUUCUUGCCAGAGUUCUGCCAGAAAUUUUUGUCUUCCGUAUUAUUUCUCCUCUUAUUUUGCUACUAUGCAUGAUGACAUUUUGUCAGGAGAUGGAGAUGCCUUUGCGUUAAGUUACAGUGUAUACAUUUCUUUAAUAGUCCCUAAAGGUUGAAUACACUCUUCAUACAUUGCAUUUUUCUGAGAUUAAGAGAGCUAUUAAAUCUCCAGAGAAAAUUAAAUUGGGAAUGAAGGAGAGAAAAGAAAAAGCAUUCAUGUUCACAACUGUGAGAAUCUACAUAAUUUCCAAUUAUUCUGUUUGGACAUCCUUUGCAUCCAAUAGCUCUUCUUCUGAGGUAAUUUUUUGGUGUGCCACAAUUUAAAUAUUUCUCUUCUGUUAGCAGCAGAUAAAAUAAGAAAUUAUAAAGAAGACAAUUACAUAUUCAAGAAAAAGGAACUAAGUCCUAAGGAAAUGUCCUUUGAUUGUGUAAGCCCUCUAUGCUGCACAGUCCAGAAGUUCUUCAUAUGUAAUGUUCUUUUAAAGUGGAGGCUAAUAAAAAAUUAAAUGCAAUUAAUUACAUAACCAUUGCUGUAGACCCCUAUGAGGUUUUAUCUUUUCAAUAUUAACUGAAUUGUUUUUGCAUCAUACCCAAAUUUUUCAUGUUCAUUGUACUGCAGAUUUUUCUAUUGAUGACUCAGUACAUAGUACUGUAAAUGCAGUGCAGACUACCUGGACUCUGGCCAAAUUUAGGCAUUUCAAAAAAAGACAGUCAGAAAAAAUUGAAAAAAGAGAAUAGAGAUUUCCUGCAAAAGAGGAAGAGGAAAGGAAACUGUGCCUCGGUGUUCUGGUAAAGGUUGAUCUAUCCCAGUUCCCUUAGAGGCAUCAUAGACCUCUGUCCAUGGAAAGCUCUGAAAAUCUGAGUCUCAGAUGCACAAAUCAUCCCAGUUCUGUGGAACUUUUAGUAAGAAUGAUCCCCACAGAUGUGUGAACCAGUUUGAGCUGCUUCCAUGCAAAAUGGCUUUACAGUGCAUGUGACUGCGUGCUGGCACAGAUUGCUCAGAGAGGCUGUGGAGUCUCCCUCAAGGGAGAUAUUCAGGAACCAUCUGGACACAAUCCUGUGCCAUGUGCUCUAGGGUGACCCUGCUUGAGAAGGGAGGUUGGACCAGAUGACCCCCUGUGGUCUCUUCCAACCUGACCCAUUCUGAGAUUCUGUGAUUCUAUGAGCUGGAGCUGUUCUUGGGAGGUGGACUCUGUGCAGUGUCUCAGCAGGCAGCAGUUGCCUUCAGUUUACUAACUGAUUCUGAAUCAUUAUCAAAUGUAACUAUACUUAUUCACUGAAACUUUUAUUAUUUCAACAUAAAAAUAAAUUACAGCACUGA